Branchiostoma floridae (Florida lancelet) is the source of this 1282-nucleotide messenger RNA. RefSeq lists its product as uncharacterized. NCBI's taxonomy places the organism in Eukaryota, Metazoa, Chordata, Leptocardii, Amphioxiformes, Branchiostomatidae. The transcript is spliced from 10 exons. Bases 134 to 1282 code for a protein of 382 amino acids. The record is from RefSeq and is a predicted model, not a curated record.
CAUAUUGUAACCUUGCUGUUUCCUGUUCGAGGGACACGACAGAUCUACAUCCAGAUUUUGCAACAUUUGUACCUUUAUUUGAAUCAACAUUUGAAUAUUCUGAGCUAUUUCAACCAUCCACACCUCAACUGCCAUGAACGUCAUCAAGGGUCAGCUGGUAUUGUGGGGAGUGCUCAUCAUUUCAAUGAGGAUCGGAAAUACGUUUGCAUGCCAAAGCAUCGUCAACUGUGAGAGCUACGCCCCAUGUUCCGGGCAAAUGGUCUCGCGAUGUACGAGGUGUAUUUAUUACAGGGGUGGCGACAAAAAGGCGUACCGACUCUCGGCCGACGGAAGAUCAUGCACAAAGCUGUGCUCAUGGCGACCUGACAGCACAUUUUGCUACCCGGGCAGAUGUGCCGACGGUACACCGUCUUCCUGCACAUGCGCACCACGCUUUGCUGGAAACAACUGUUUGACGAUUUCUGCCCCUCCUGUCAUGUAUUACUGCAUGGGGAAACUGAAGAGAAUGGUUAACGGACUGGAGAAGGGCACCAUAGAGGCACCAUGUACCGACAGCAUGACAUCACCCUCUAUCUGGACCAACAUCGGAUCAUCUAUCAACAGCCAGCUUCAGUUUGAGGCUGAAUGGGAAACCAGUUUCCAAGGCCCCAGUGCGACAGACUGGCCCAGACAUUACUACAUAGAUGACCACGGGAUAGGUGUGAUCUCAGCAUCGGUGGACUGGUGGCUGCAGAGAGGUGGCACCCGGGUAAGCAGUGGAACAAUGCCUUGCUUGGACGGUGGUAUCAGCAGAGACAACCCCAAGUCAUCUCUACACGACUGCUUGAAAAGUACGAUGAUGACAUCCACACCACUGCACGGCGACAGCUUCUACUUUACAACAAAGUCCAGAAACGGUGGAUACGUCAGGAUCCGGAACUAUGACGGCACGUCCAGUUACACCGUGAACCCACCGGUCUACUUCACCGGACGAGAGAUCGGCCAUACCGCACACUUCACGUUCGACUUUGAAAGUCCCUACCACUGCUCUGUGUCAGGCGGCUGUACAGACAAUAUGCUGGACAGGGGGCCAGCUAUCACCAAAAAUGGCCACCUUAACCUCCGCUGGUCCGGCUGGCGAGACGAUGACGCAGGGUUAGGAGAGUACGAGUAUGAGGUGUUCUUACUGGCACCGUUCGGAGACGAGCUACAAGAAAGAUAUCCCGCGAUCACUGGGGGAAGAGUUGCGCCUGACGUAAAAGGAUGGAAUGUUACACUAAAUGAAACAGGUAAAAUAUCUUGA